GUUGAGCUGUUUUGUCGAACAUGGAAGGAUAUGAAUGCAAAAUUUGAUGAAAUCAACAAAGUUUACAAUGUCGUCCAAGACCAAUUUGAACGUUCGCUUUUUGAAAAUCCAAAUUCAUUGGAACAAUUAGAAAUUGAAAUGCUUCGCAAACGAUUUUCUUAUUUCAAUAUGCAAAAGGUUCAAAAAACUCCUCCAGGACUUUUAGCAAUAUGUGCAAUAAUUGAGUAUUUUAUUUUUAAUUAA
Molecule: messenger RNA, 243 nt
Organism: Meloidogyne enterolobii
Lineage: Eukaryota; Metazoa; Nematoda; Chromadorea; Rhabditida; Meloidogynidae
Source: the annotation of a GenBank genome assembly